UCAGCGUAUGUGUAUAUGCAUGUGUAUCUAUAUUUAAAGGCUUCAUAAUCUUGUCACAAUAAAAAUAUCUUCAUGUUUUGUAUCUUUCCGUUAUAACUCAAAUAAUUCUCUUCCAGAGUUCUUGGAUUUGUCCCCAAAUCAAUUGGAGAUCUAAGAAGACGAACAACCUUCAAAAGAGAAGAAGAAAAUGUGUACUCAUCAUGAUGACCAAUCACAACAGAACCUCCCUUGUCUCCAUUGCCAACCACAUACAUACAUUCGCAUGGUUCAACAUAUGAUAGAGAGAUGCAUUAUACUCCGUAUGACUCGUGACGAAUGCGUCAAGGCGUUAGACCACCACGCAAGCAUUCUACCGCUCGUUACGCUCACCAUUUGGAGAGGACUUCAAAGGGAAAAUAAGGAUUUCUUUGAAACGUAUGGGCAUUUCGUCUCUCCUACGCCAUUCUUAAGUGGAUAUGUUCGGAGAUCGCCGAGGUUUGCGAGAAGGAUAUGAUAUAGCGAAAGACUUUGCUUUUAGGCUUUUAGAUAUGUAAGAGAAAAAGCUUGAAACCUUGGUUAUUAUAGAUAGCUAAGAUGAACUAAUCAUCUUAUAUAUAUGUAGACCUUUUAUGUGAAAUGGUUUCUCUAUUAUUGUGUUAUCUAUUUCUAAGCUUGCUUGUUUA
This is a messenger RNA of Brassica oleracea var. oleracea, 662 nucleotides long. RefSeq lists its product as uncharacterized. Bases 188 to 493 code for a protein of 101 amino acids. The transcript is spliced from 4 exons. Lineage: Eukaryota; Viridiplantae; Streptophyta; Magnoliopsida; Brassicales; Brassicaceae. The record is from RefSeq and is a predicted model, not a curated record.